This is a messenger RNA of Ceraceosorus bombacis, 236 nucleotides long. NCBI's taxonomy places the organism in Eukaryota, Fungi, Basidiomycota, Exobasidiomycetes, Ceraceosorales, Ceraceosoraceae. The record is from the annotation of a GenBank genome assembly.
AUGCGACUCGCACAUCCAUCAUUCCACUGCGACGAUGAGCGGCCAGAACGACGUUCACACGCCUGCGUCAGAGUCACUUUCGGUGCCGAUACGGAUGCCACCGUCACCGCUGGUGUGUGGUGAAGCGUUAUGCUUUGUAGACCUUGACGCCCCAACAACAUCCACAACAAGGAGAGAACAAGGACAGGCUGCGGAGCUGCUGGACGAAUCUGCUGCCAGCAAGCUCGCCCGCUUAG